ACCGAAAUCAAACACUUCAGUCGAACUUUCGCGAGUGUUCUCAAUCUUUUGUGUGUAAGCAAAGGAACCGUUUCCGUCCUCCCCAACCCAACUGGUAGCCCACUUUCGCUCGAUCGGCUGGAUUGCCAUUCUCCAAAAACAUUUAAUUACUUCCUACGCAGAACGUAAUCAAACAACCGUCGUUUAAAGUAUUUUUGUGAAAAACCUUUCAUUGAAAACGAGUCUACACGUGCGCCACGUCGAAUCAGUUUUUUCUUCAUAACAAGAAAGUCAAUAAGCGACAGGCGCGGGUGUACUACGUGAUACAAACCAUAGCCUACUGCUGUUAGCAAAAGCGCCUCAGCAACGCAUACAACAUUUCCGGAUUUAGUGUUCACAGCCGAUAACACCUCACCAGCAAAACAGAACGAUGGCCCCACAGCAGCGGAUCCGCAUUGCCAACGAGAAGGCAAGCAAGAACAUCACGAUGCGUGGCAACGUGCCCAAAUCGUCGAAGAACACCGAGGAAAAGUAUCCGGUUGGACCGUGGCUGCUGGCGCUGUUCAUCUUUGUCGUGUGCGGUUCGGCGAUAUUCCAGAUCAUUCAGUCGAUUCGUAUAGCAUAAGCGGGGCGAUCGAUCUCGCAACCGAUCGAUUUGCCAGCCAAAUUGCGAUGAAACCGUUUGUUCUCUUGUCGCAUUUCCUCUAUUUUUUAUGAGGAAACGCGAUUUUUCGCUUUUUUUUCUAUACGCUCGAUUUGAUUUCCAUUCCCACAUUUAUGAGCUCGCCGAAUGGGGCCGGAUCGGCCGCGAAGAGUGUUAAGGUAUUGUUUUAGUUUACGUGUUUCCAAAGCGUUUGCGCUGCUUCGGAUACCGCGUUUCCCCCCAAGAUUGGUUGGUGUAACCUUUUUGUUGUAAAUUAUGUCUGUCUCUGUUUGUAAAAUAUUGUGAUGUGACUCUAUGUUGGAAGGUUCUUCCAUGCACUGACUGAUACGAAUUUUGUUUGUUUGUUUGGAUAGCUUUGACCUUGUGAAGGCUAUGCGCUCGAGUAUGAUGUAAACAACGUCUUUGCCGUUAGAUUAAUUCAAAGUUUUCCUUAUAUGCUUUUCCAACUCUGCCUAUUCAAGAACGGAAGCAGGAAUGCAUUGCUUAUUGGAGGAAAAAGGCGUUUGGUCGAGAGAAAAAGUGAACAGAUCUUUCAAAAACACAUUUCGCACAAUUCCACGCCCUGGAUGUCAGGUGCAGAUAGAUUAAACGAAUGAUGCAGUUUAUUAACUCCAGAACCUUCUGCGUGUACGCAGAUGGUAGGUGUGGGAAAUAUGUAAACAGAGAAACAAAACGACGCAAAAGCCUUGCCUGCCACAUCACAUGCGCGAUCUAAGCCUUAAAGGAUCGAGCCCCCGAGUGAAACCUGUCAUUGCAUCGAAGCAGAAGCAGAUAAUUCCCGAAUCUAAAAAGACCAACAACGUUGCUUUUUCUAGACCAAGGUCGGACGUAUCGCGUGCGAUGAAGUAAAUGCAGCACUGUGGAUAAGCAUAACCCAAAACAAUACGAAUCGCGUAAAAAUAAAUAUCCCCCUUCACACGAUUACACUGAGACAACUCCUUUUUCGUAUACUUUCGAUGCGAAACCGCGAUCGCAGGAACAUUGAAGUAAUGGUAUACAUUAAGCAGUGAAGCACUCAAAAACUGACAAAACUAAUUUGGUGAAAAUUAUAUAUUAUCAAUGUGAAAACUACUGCUA
Messenger RNA from Anopheles moucheti, 1720 nucleotides. RefSeq names its product stress-associated endoplasmic reticulum protein 2. The transcript has 3 exons. Gene Ontology annotation, cellular component: endoplasmic reticulum. The record is from RefSeq and is a predicted model, not a curated record. NCBI's taxonomy places the organism in Eukaryota, Metazoa, Arthropoda, Insecta, Diptera, Culicidae. Gene Ontology annotation, biological process: endoplasmic reticulum unfolded protein response. The coding region runs from base 410 to 604 and encodes 64 amino acids.